Molecule: messenger RNA, 2910 nt
Organism: Necator americanus (New World hookworm)
Lineage: Eukaryota; Metazoa; Nematoda; Chromadorea; Rhabditida; Ancylostomatidae
Exons: 27
Coding region: 1-2910 (969 amino acids)
Biological process (GO): glyoxylate cycle
Cellular component (GO): cytoplasm
Molecular function (GO): isocitrate lyase activity; malate synthase activity
Source: RefSeq, a predicted model, not a curated record
AUGGCGCAGGCAGCUAAGAACUGGUAUCAGGUGAUCAGAGCUGCCCCGAAAGGACGUUUCCAAGGUAUUAAAAGAGAUUAUCAGGUCGAGGAUGUCCUCAAAUUACGGGGUUCAAUCGAAAUCGAAUACACACUUGCCAGUCGUGGAGCUAACAAGUUAUGGCAACUUCUUCACACUGAACCGUUCGUGCCUGCACUUGGAGCUCAAACCGGAAAUCAGGCAGUACAGAUGGUCCGAGCUGGCCUAAAAGCUAUCUAUUUAUCAGGCUGGCAAGUGGCAGCCGAUGCGAACGCGGCUGGCGACAUGUAUCCGGAUCAAUCGUUGUAUCCAGCCAAUUCCGGGCCUGAGCUAUGCCGACGUAUCAAUAGAUCAUUGAGAAGGGCUGAUCAGAUCGAUGCCGUUGAAGCUGAAGAUUACCUAGCUCAAAGAGAUUGGUACGCUCCAAUAGUUGCUGAUGCUGAGGCUGGAUUCGGCGGAGCACUGAAUUGUUUCGAAUUAAUGAAGGCUUACAUCGAAGCUGGAGCAGCCGGAGUACAUUUUGAAGAUCAGCUAGGAUCGGAGAAGAAAUGUGGUCAUAUGGGAGGGAAGGUCCUUAUUCCCACUGCUCAACAUAUUCGUCAUCUAAACGCUGCCCGACUGGCUGCCGACGUCUGCGGUACGCCCACAAUUAUUGUCGCCAGAACUGAUGCGGAAUCCAGCCGACUGCUAACGAGUGAUGUCGACGAAAGAGAUCAUCCUUUCAUCGACAGAGAUUCUGGAAGAACUGUCGAAGGAUUUUAUAGGUUAAAGAACUCCACAGCUCUACAGUACUGUAUAGAACGUGCUAUUAACUAUGCUCCUUACUGUGAUCUUAUCUGGAUGGAAACUAGUCAUCCGACAAUCGCUGAUGCCAGAGAGUUCGCGGAAGGAGUUCGGAAGGUAUAUCCGGAUAAAAUGUUUGCCUACAACUGCUCACCGUCUUUCAACUGGAAGAAGCAUCUCAGUCCGGCGCAAAUGGAAAAGUUCCAGAAGGAGCUUGGUGCUCUCGGCUUCAAAUAUCAAUUCAUCACUUUGGCCGGAUUCCACGCGAACAGCUUCAGCAUGUUCGACUUGGCUAGGAAUUACAAGGACAAAGGAAUGUUGGCGUAUUCCCAACUACAAGAAGCGGAAUUCGAAUCUGAGAAGUACGGUUAUUCGGCGGUAAAACACCAACGAGAAGUCGGCACAGGAUACUUCGAUCACAUUUCCAAUGCGGUCUCUGGCGGUCAAUCUAGCACCACUGCACUAAGUGGGUCUACCGAAGAAGCUCAGUUCUUCACGGCAACGGCCAGCAGUGAGGACGAAGAGAUUCUGACGCUGACCGCACCGACGCUGGCUGGAGAUGAGAAGAUCCUCACUCCAGAUGCGCUGCGUUUCAUUAAAGAUCUAAAUAAGAAGUUUGAUGAUAAGCGCAGGAAACUGUUGAAGAAGAGGACUUAUCUGCAGAAAGAUAUAAACGAAGGAGCCUGGUUCCCAGACUUUUCCCCCGACACAGCUGAUAUUCGGAACGACAAGGGAUGGAAAGGAGCUGAAAUUCCCCCUGAUCUCCAGGAUCGCCGGGUAGAGAUCACUGGACCUACUGAUAGGAAAAUGAUCAUCAAUGCUCUCAAUUCUGGAGCUAGUAUCUUCAUGGCUGAUUUCGAGGAUUCAAAUACCCCAUCGUGGAGGAAUCAGCUGGAUGGUCAGAUCAAUCUGUACGACGCUGUCAGGAAUAACAUCUCCUAUGUACAUCCAUCGACGAAAAAAGAAUAUUCGCUAAACAAGCAAACAUCUGUUCUGAAGGUUCGUCCUCGUGGAUGGCACCUCCCGGAGAAGCAUGUGCUCAUCCAUAACAAGGCAACUUCUGGAUCGCUCUUCGACUUCGGCUUGUUCAUCUACCACAACGCAAAGGCUCUUCUGGACAAAGGCAGCGGUCCAUACUUCUAUCUACCGAAGUUACAAAGUGCUGAGGAGGCCAAACUCUGGGCUGAAGUGUUUGAGUACGCCGAACAAAGACUAGAACUCCCGAAGGGCACAAUUAAGUGCACUGUGCUUAUCGAACACCUCUUGGCUAGCUUCCAAAUGAAUGAGAUCAUCUAUGCGCUGAAGGACUACAUUGUUGGAUUGAACUGUGGUCGAUGGGAUUACAUCUUCUCCUAUAUUAAAACGUUCCAGAAUCAUAGAAGAUUCCUUCUACCAGAUCGUUUCCAAAUCGGAAUGACCUCGCCAUUUAUGCGUGCCUACUCUCUACUUUGUAUCAAGACCUGUCAUCUGCGAGGAAUCCAUGCGAUGGGCGGUAUGGCCGCUCAAAUCCCCAUUAAAAAUGACGAGGUCGCCAACGGGAAGGCACUCGCACUUGUACGUCAAGACAAAGAAAGGGAGGCCACCGAUGGCCACGACGGCACGUGGGUAGCUCACCCUGGAUUGGUGCACGUUGCUCGCCAGGUCUUCGACGCCCAUAUGCCAAGCGCAAAUCAGAUCCAGAAGCAAUACGAGAACCUCGUGACAACGAAAGAAGACCUGACCGCUAUUCCGGAAGGAACCCGUACUGAAAACGGCUUCAGACAUAACAUCAGUGUCACUCUGGGUUAUCUCGAUUCAUGGCUACGCGGUGUGGGCUGUGUACCCCUGUACAACCUCAUGGAAGACGCAGCCACGGCGGAAAUUAGUCGUGCUCAGCUCUGGCAGUGGCUCAGACAUGACGCUCGGCUUGAAGACGGACGUACUAUUGACGCUCAACUCGUGAAGCAGACAAUUGCCGCAGAGACUGAGCGACGUCUGAUCCGAGCUGGAUCGAUUGUUAGCAGACUUCCCGAAGCAGCCGAACUUUUGGAGAAAUUCGCUCUCGAAGAAAAUAUGAGCGAUUUCCUCACGCUGGACGCUUAUGAUAAGCUCGUUUCCGAGGGUCACUAA